AUGAAGAGCGCAAGAAACAUUACAGCGUUGCUGCUGCUGCUGAUCUGGGUAGCGCUCACCAUUGCAGCUCUACACCUAGUAACAACAGCAGCAGCAGAACAAGAAGUACCAGCAGCAGCUGCAGCAGCAGCACGCAGCAACAGAGGGAAGCCCAUUGCCCCUAAAGAAUGGCACCUUCCUGUUGCCUCCCCUUCAGCGACAACAAGAUUCUCUCUUCCCUCCUCUCCCUCAACUGGGGUGUCUGCGCAGACACCUGAAGGUCUCUCUAACAGCCCUAUAAAGCAGCCAUCCAUAGCAGCAGCAGCAGCAGGAGUACCAAGUGCUAGAGCAGCGCCGGCAGUAACACUAGCAGCAGCAGCAGCAAGAGGAGGAGCUGCAGGAGCAGCAGCAUCAACUCCCUUACCUAGCACUGUUAAUAUACCAUUUCCUUUCUUAGGCCCUGCAAUAACUCCUCUUGCUGCUCCUUGGGGUACAAAUAGAGAUGAUGCUGCUGCUGCAGUUGCUGCAGCAGCAGGGAAAUAUCCAGACGCAGCAACACAAGCAGCAGCAACAAGAGCAGCAACAGCAGCAAGAACAGCAGCAGCAGCAGCAGCAGCAGCAAUACCCUCUUAUAAUUCUCCUUCAAGGAGCUGGACAAGCUACUCUGUACCAGCAGUUGCUGCAGUACUCCACAGCAGCAGCAACAGGAACAGCAGCAGCAGCAGCAGCAGCAGCAGCAAGGAGAAGGUUAUAAUAAAGGAAGAAGAUUCGUCAUCAGAGACAGAGACAGAAGAAAACUCAAAGACAGAGACAGACACUGCAGCAAGCGGAUGGAGUACCCAUAGUACACAGCAUGCAACAACAGCAGCAGCAGCAGCAGAAGCAGCAGCAGCACCAACAGCUGCAGCCGUAAGAGCUGCAGCAGAAACUACAAGAGCAGCAGCAAUAGCAGCAGCAAUAGCAGCGGGAUAUCCAACUCGUGGAUCGGCACCACAGGCAAAGAAGGAUAUCCCUGCUGCUGCUGCUGCUGCUGCUGCUCCAAAGGUAGCGGAUUCUAAAGCAGCAGCAACGGCUGCAACAGCAACAAAAGCAGCAGCAGCAGCAGCAGCAGCAACUCGGGUGCCUCCCCUUCCUGUUUCUUUGUCUUCUUCUUCUGCAGCAGAUGCAGAAAAAGUUGUUGCCUUUGCAGAUGAUGAGGAUACAUCAGCAGCAGCAACAGAUGCAGAAGCAGCAGCAGCAGCAGAAGCAGAAUCAGCAGAAACAGCAGCAGCAGCAGCAGCAAAAGUUAUAUUAAGACGACGAGGUGGUUUAAAUGAAUACGAGGGUUUAGAUGAGGGUUUAGUGAAGGGUUUACAGAAUAAGGGUUUGGAGAAUAAGGGUUUAGAGGAUGAGGGUUUGGAGAAUAAUAAGGGUUUAGUAGAGGAGAGUAUAAAGAGGACAUUAACAAUACAGAGUGUAUAUAAGGGUUUAGAGGAUCACGGAUUACAAUAUAGAGGUAAUAAAGAAACGGAUAUAGAGGAGAAGGUGUUUGGAUGUUUAUUUCGAUUUGUUGGAUUUUCAUUUUCGUCUUUGACAAUUUCCAAAGAAUUUAUUUCUUUGACGACAACAAUUGGGCAACAAGAGGAAAUUGUAUUAACACAAUUCCUUAAGAAAUCACCACCAACAGCAGCAGCAGGAGCAGGAGCAGCAGGAGCACCUGUUGCAGGUGAUGGUAGUGAUGGUGGUGAGAAGGAGGAGCAGCAGCAACAGCAACACCAGCAGCAGAAGGGAGAGGAGGAAGAGGAGGGAGAAGGGUUUGACUGCAGUAUAGAGGAUCCUUCGUCCUUGGUGCUGUUCAAGUCUUUGCCUGCUCCGCCUCAUACGUAUCUAAAGAAGGCAGGAGAACAGUCAGAGUCUUUCAGUGGUUACAGGUACGAGCAGCAAAUGAACUUCUCAACAACAGAACAAAACAAGUAG
This is a messenger RNA of Eimeria maxima, 1935 nucleotides long. RefSeq lists its product as hypothetical. The transcript is spliced from 6 exons. Gene Ontology annotation, biological process: intracellular calcium ion homeostasis; calcium ion transmembrane transport. Gene Ontology annotation, molecular function: calcium channel activity. The record is from RefSeq and is a predicted model, not a curated record. Lineage: Eukaryota; Apicomplexa; Conoidasida; Eucoccidiorida; Eimeriidae. Bases 1 to 1935 code for a protein of 644 amino acids.